Molecule: messenger RNA, 737 nt
Organism: Vicia villosa (hairy vetch)
Lineage: Eukaryota; Viridiplantae; Streptophyta; Magnoliopsida; Fabales; Fabaceae
Product: protein PARTING DANCERS-like
Exons: 4
Coding region: 209-631 (140 amino acids)
Biological process (GO): resolution of meiotic recombination intermediates
Source: RefSeq, a predicted model, not a curated record
UGAAUGCACGGAGACCAACGCGCUUCCCUUCGAUCUCAUUUCCGUGUAACGAUAACCACCGUACACCGCCGUAACAGAAUCCUUCGUCCGCCGUUGGUUUGUUUAAUCUUCUUCUUCUCGUUCCUUUUUGUUUUACUCUUAGCUAUUUAAACUUUCAAUCCAUAUUUUUCUUCACUCUUAGCGACAUUGUUGACUCUGCGAUUCACUCAUGGAUACAUACCGAAGAAACUCAACUACUCCACCAAAUGCAUCACUCUCCGGUGGAAAUGGAGUCUGUUUGAUGAGAAGUUCAUGGAAAGAGGAUCAACGUUCAUCCUUUAUUGAUUUUAUCUCCGCUUUCCUCUCUGCAAAUUCCUUUCGCCUUAUUUUUGUGCCAAUUGCUCCGGAUUUUAUUUUCAAUUGCGGGGGUUUGUCUGUGGCUUUCAUUUUUGUGACAAACUGGGACUGCAACAAUGUGGCUCCAAUCUUCAACAGGUUAAUAUGUUACUGUUUUGGAGUCAUUGCUAAUGCCAAAGAGUUUAGGCUUGAUUUGAAUUUUCUGGUGCAGAAUUCAGCAACUGAAGGCUCAGUUUUCCCGUUUUUAUGUUGUUAUCACACUUCCUGGAAAAGAGGAAAUGGAUUCAUUUAUUGAGUCAUAUUUCAAAUUUGGGAUGGUGAUUGGCAAGCCUACAUUUAUACCAGUUAAGGACUUGGAGAUGGGGUUUGAAAAGAUGGUAAAAAUUGCCCAUUCUUCUGGA